AUGGUGAACCCCAAGGGGGAUGGGAAACAGGAUCCCAUCAGGCAGCCGCUGAUGGGCGGCGAUGGCGCCGGGGAAGAUGGGGUUGAGGAAAGGGCGAACGGGGACAAGGGGAGGAUUGACGACGGCCUGGCCGCAAUGGCGGGCAUCUCGGUGCGCCUGGGGAGUGCGGCGCCCAACGUGCGGAGAGCCAGCCGGUUCGUGGAGGACGCUUUCUUCGGCGUGAGCCGGGUACACCCCCUGGAGACGCCCCAGGGCCAGCGCUGGUACCAUGUGGCAUCGAAGGUGCGGGACCCCAUGGUCCUCGUCCUUUGGUGCUACGUCUUGCUCACCUUCUUCGAGCGGCCGCAGUGGUGCAUACACUCCGCCAAGCUGCGCUCACUGGACAUGUGCACGGACGAGCUGUACCCAACGUUCAAUGCCCCCUUCCUGAACCGGUGGGCCGACCUGGCCAUCGAGCUGGUGUUCCUUGCGCUGCUGUGCGGGCAGCUGGUCGUGCAGUACUUGGCCUUCGGCAGAGGCACGUUUGCCGGCCUGCUGAACAAGAUGUUCGUGGGGCUGAUGGUGCUGGCGGUGGCGGACGUCAUCUACGCAUACACCACGCCGUACUCGUGGACCCGCCUGGCGCCCUUCAUCCGGGUGCUGCUCCUCACCGUCCGGCACAAGGAGAUUCACGGCCAGUUCGAGGUGAUGUGGAGGAUUCUUCCUGCCUUUGGCUCCAUCUCUGUCCUCUUUGCGGUGUUCCUACUGCUGUUUGCAUGGUGCGGCUGCAUUCUGUUCACUGGCGACACGGACGAGGGGGAUAUGGACAUAGAGGAGAACCUGUACUUUUCAAGCUUGUUGGAAGGUAUGUGGACUCUGAUCGUCCUGACAACGACAAAUAACAGCCCAAACAUGAUCAUGCCUGCCUACACUGCCAACCGCUUAGCCAUCCUGUACUACAUGCUCUUCCUUCUGUUGGCCUACUUUUUUGGGCUGAACAUGAUCACCGCCAUUAUCUACAAGGAGUACAACAACAGCCGUGAAAAUAAUUCAGCCAAGCGGCUGGCACAGCGGGAAGAGAGCCUAAGACAGGCGUUUGCACUGCUGGACGAGGGCUCGGGCAGCCUUUCAGCAGAGAAGAUGAUGGAGAUGUUCAAGGAGCUCAACAGGGCCACAGAAAUUGACUACAUUGCUGAGGACCGUGCAAGACUUCUCUUUGCGGCUGUAGAUGCGGAUGGAAACAAGGCUGUGACUGAGGAGGAAUUCAUGUCCGUCUGUGAUGUCCUGCAGGUACGGUUUGUUGAGAUGAAGAUGGCAGUACCACUGGAGGUUCGCUUCCCGGUCAUGUUUAAGAAACGAUGGUUCCGGAGUUUCUGCAGCUUUAUAAAUGGCAAACUUUUUGAGUACAUCAUCGAUGGGCUGCUCCUCAUGAAUGCUGUCCUGUUUGCCAUGGAGAGUGCACAGACUGUGGGGUGGAACACUGAGAACAUGACGUACCUCUCGGUAAUGUCUGACAUCAUGGAGACCUGCUUCUCCUUGUUGUUCGUGCUUGAGGUGGUGGCAAAGGUGUAUGUGAACGGCUGGGCCACUUACUGGAGGAAAUUCAGCAACAAAUUCGACUUCGUCGUCACUGUGGCCACCGUGGUGGCAAGCCUUUAUGUGUACCUCCCUGGUGCCUACAGCAAUGCAAAGCUCAUCCGCUGGCUCCAAGCGUGUAGGAUCCUCCGGGUGGUGAGGUUCCUGGUGAGGUGGAGGAGCUUCAGGGUGAUAGGCACCACGUUUGUGAAGAUGCUGGGCCCCGCAACCAGACUGCUGAAAGUUUUGUUUGUCAUCAUAUUCCUGUUCUCAGCACUUGGGGUGGAGAUCUUCGGUGGCAAGAUCAACAGGGACCCCAACAGUCCGUACAGGGCAGAACUGGAGAACAAGGCUCAUGGCUUUGCCCACCCAGCCAAGGAGUACGAUUUUGUGGCUGUCAACUUCAACGACAUGCUGUCGGGAAUGGUGACCCUGUUCAUGUUCCUUGUGGUCAACAACUGGGACACCUUGGUCAGCGGUUUUGUGGCCGUCACCAGCCCCUGGUUCCGCAUCUUCUUCGUGGCAUUCCACUUCCUUGGCGUGCUGCUCUGCCUAAACGUGGCCACCUCCUUCAUCAUCGACAUUGCAAUCGAGUUUUACAGUGUAGAUGACAAGCGAAAGGUGAUCUUUGAUGGUGGAGAGGCGAUUGUGGGAAACGAAAUCAUUAUCGAAGCUGACUCCAUCACGGGCACAGAGACGGGGCUCAAGGGCAGAUACCGGGUGAUAAUGCCCGACUCGCAGAUCGCUCAAGAUGCGAAUGAAUUGAUGAACAGGAUUUUCCACCCCAGCAAGAACAAGUCUGAGGCUUCCUCCAGUGCCCGGGAGCAAGCGCAACCCACCCUUCAGCAGGUCCAGUCGACUCUCCAGAGGAUAGGGAGUACUGCAAACCGGCUGAAAUUGCCCUCGGUGUACGAGCAAGACGACCGACCAUAG
Molecule: messenger RNA, 2487 nt
Organism: Ostreobium quekettii
Lineage: Eukaryota; Viridiplantae; Chlorophyta; Ulvophyceae; Bryopsidales; Ostreobiaceae
Source: the annotation of a GenBank genome assembly